Cucumis melo (muskmelon) is the source of this 1860-nucleotide messenger RNA. Its product is annotated as probable glucuronoxylan glucuronosyltransferase F8H. NCBI's taxonomy places the organism in Eukaryota, Viridiplantae, Streptophyta, Magnoliopsida, Cucurbitales, Cucurbitaceae. The transcript has 3 exons. Gene Ontology annotation, molecular function: glycosyltransferase activity. The record is from RefSeq and is a predicted model, not a curated record. The coding region runs from base 287 to 1627 and encodes 446 amino acids.
AUCUUCUCCCCCUAUCAUGUCUCUCUCUCUCUCUCUCUCUCUCUCUCCCCUUCAAUAGUUUGGCAAAUUCAACCAAACUCCAAUUAUGAAUUACAAAGAAAACCUAUCAAAAUUUUGAUAAAAGAAAAGUUUUCUUUUUUUGGCCGUUGCUUAAUCUUUGGCUAACUCCAAAUCCAACAUACACCAUUUUCUCUUUCUUCCCCUCUAAGCAUCACCCACCAAAUAAACAAAAUCCAUACUUUCUAUCUUAUGUGCUUAUCCACCCAAAAAAUGAGUAUCAUAUAACAUGAUUGUUCUUCCUAAGAUGGUGGAGAUUUCAAGAACCUCCAAGAAAAAAAGGUUCUUGAAUUUCAAUAUCAUCAAUCAUAGAAAAAAUACACUAAUUUGCUUCAAAUCUUCCAAAUACCUUCUUCUUUCUACUUGUUUUUCCUUCUAUGUCUUCGCUUCUUUUCUCCUAACCCAUAAUAAUAACCCAAAUCCAAAUCUAAUUCAUCAUCUCUCCAAUUCCAAACCCUUUCCUUCAAAAGCUCUUGUUGAAUCCACUUUUGAUUUUCAUGACAAUACCAACGACUUGAAAAUUUUCGUCUACGAUUUGCCGCCCGAAUUCAACGCCAAUUGGCUUUCUGACGCUCGGUGCGGUGGUCAUUUGUUUGCUUCUGAGGUGGCCAUUCAUAGGGCUCUUUUGACGAGCCAUGUAAGGACUUUGGACCCUUCUGAAGCUGAUUUCUUCUUUGUUCCUGUUUAUGUUUCUUGUAAUUUUAGCUCCUUUAAUGGCUUUCCGGCUAUUGCCCAUGCUCCUUCUCUUUUGGCCUCUGCUGUCGACGUCAUCUCCGGCCAAUUCCCGUUUUGGAACCGUAGCCGUGGCUUAGACCACGUCUUCGUUGCUUCUCAUGACUAUGGCGCUUGUUUCCAUUCCUUGGAAGAUAUGGCAAUAGCAAACGGAAUACCGGAAUUCUUGAAGAACUCAAUCAUUUUACAGACUUUUGGAGUCAAAUCUAAGCACCCAUGUCAAGAUGUUGAGAAUAUUUUAAUACCACCUUAUAUUUCGCCGGAAUUCAUGGAAUCCGCCGUCGUUGACGGCCGCCGGAGAGAUAUAUUCGCGUUUUUCCGGGGAAAAAUGGAGGUCAAUCCCAAAAACGUCAGUGGCCGAUUCUACGGCAAUCGUGUUCGGACGGCGAUUUGGAAGAAAUUCCACCGCAACCGGCGGUUUUACCUCAGAAGGCAUCGAUUUGCCGGUUACCGGUUAGAGAUUGCCCGUUCUGUUUUUUGUUUAUGUCCUUUAGGGUGGGCCCCGUGGAGUCCGAGGUUGGUUGAAUCAGUUGCACUUGGUUGCGUGCCGGUCAUCAUAGCCGACGGUAUCCGUUUGCCGUUUCCUGCCGCCGUGGACUGGCCGGGAAUAUCGUUGACGGUAGCAGAGAAAGACGUCGGAAAAUUGGGGAAAAUUCUCGAACGCGUGGCGGCGACCAAUCUCACCGCCAUUCAAAAAAACCUUUGGGACCCCAAAAAUCGGCGGGCCCUACUGUUCCAUAACCCAAACCAACCACAAGACGCCACGUGGCAAGUUCUAAGUGCCCUGGCGGAGAAGUUGGACAGGUCGUUUAGGAGUCUUAGGGUUCUGAACCAAUAAAAGGAAGAAACGUAGGAUGCCAGAUGCAUGUGUUCACUGGAUACAAAAAUGUUUUUUGGCUUCACCGGGACAGAUGGAGGGUUAUUAUUUGAAGAGGCGACACGUGACUAAUGGUAAAGAGUUGGUGGUUAGAAAUCGGUUUGUAACUUUAAGGGAAAUAGUUAGUUAAAACUUAAAAUGGGAUGGUGACAUCCAACCCCUACAGCAAAUAAAAAAAUCCACAAUUUUGUAAA